UUUUUUUUAUACAUAGAAAAAAAAUUAGGGCCAUUUGUUAGCUAUUCUCAUUGGCUUGCAAUGAAUGACAUCAAAAUUAUUCUACUACUUCUCCUUUUUGUGUGUAAUUUGUUCCUACCAUCCUAUUCACUGAAUGCUGAGGAGGGAAGGGAGGACUACAAGAACUGGCUGUCAUGGAACCUUCAAAAUUACAAGAACAAAGCUGGUUCAGUAGCCCGGUCAGCUGCCAAACUCGGCCGGUCUUAUAAGGGUGGCGGAGUUCUUGACUAUAAAUUGAAAAAGGCCGAGAUGAACAAAGUGAGAAUAACCGUUAGCCAGGACGGGACGGGUGACUUUAGAACAGUUGGAGAAGCUCUUGGUAGCAUUCCCAAACCUAAUAGUAAAAGAGUCAUUUUGGUCAUCAAUCCAGGAGUUUACAGUGAAAAAAUCACCAUCCCUAAAAGCCUACCAUUCGUGACAUUUCUUGGAAACGUCAAUGAUGACCCACCGACCAUCACGGGAAAUGCCACGGCGUCGGUGACCGGAGAAGAUGGAAAGCCAUUGGGGACUUUGAAGAGUGCAACUGUGGCUGUAGAUGCCAAUUAUUUUGUAGCUAUCAAUAUAAAGUUUGAGAAUACGGCAACACACGAGAUUGGAUCAGUUCAAGGACAAGGAGUGGCGUUGCGAAUAUCAGGAACAAAAGCUGCAUUUCACAAUUGCAGCUUUUAUGGGGAUCAAGACACACUAUAUGAUCACAAAGGCCUUCAUUACUUCAACAAUUGCUACAUCCAAGGCUCAGUGGACUUCAUAUUUGGCUAUGGAAGGUCCUUCUAUGAGAAAUGUUAUCUGAAGUCCAUAGCAAAGAAAGUGGCUUCAUUGACUGCUCAGAAGGGAUUAAAAUCAUCAAUGGAAAGUGGGUUUUCAUUCAAAGAUUGUAUUGUAACAGGAAGUGGACAGAUUUACUUAGGAAGAGCUUGGGGAGAUUAUUCAAGAGUUGUUUUUUCAUAUACUUUUAUGGAUAAUAUUGUUCUUCCUCAAGGUUGGAAUGAUUGGGGCUCCCUAAAACGCCAUUUGACUGUGUAUUAUGGAGAGUACAAGUGUAGUGGACCAGGUGCAAAUUUAACAAGAAGAGUGCAAUGGGCUCACAACUUAACAGAUGAAGAGGCUCAACCUUUCAUUGGGACUCACUAUGUUGAGGCUGAUUCUUGGCUUCUUACCCCUUAUAGUUACUCUCUUAAUUAAAAUUUGUUCCCAAAAUUUAUGCACUUUCACAUUGCAUAAUCUUUUGGAUGUAUAUUAUAUCCAAAUAUUUUUAAAAAGGGAUGAUUUUAGUUUCCUCUAAAUUUAUUGAGCUUGAUUUUUCUAUAUCUAUAUAUAUAUAUAUAUGUAUGUUCUACUAUAUGUAAUAUUGCAUGGAAAUUUAAAUGC
Molecule: messenger RNA, 1407 nt
Organism: Benincasa hispida (wax gourd)
Lineage: Eukaryota; Viridiplantae; Streptophyta; Magnoliopsida; Cucurbitales; Cucurbitaceae
Product: putative pectinesterase 53
Biological process (GO): pectin catabolic process; cell wall modification
Molecular function (GO): pectinesterase activity
Source: RefSeq, a predicted model, not a curated record